Raphanus sativus (radish) is the source of this 2931-nucleotide messenger RNA. RefSeq names its product pentatricopeptide repeat-containing protein At4g30825, chloroplastic. The record is from RefSeq and is a predicted model, not a curated record. The transcript has a single exon. Bases 101 to 2782 code for a protein of 893 amino acids. Gene Ontology annotation, molecular function: protein binding. NCBI's taxonomy places the organism in Eukaryota, Viridiplantae, Streptophyta, Magnoliopsida, Brassicales, Brassicaceae.
UCCAUCCUCAUAUCUAUCUCUCUAAUCGUUCCCACUUACUCGUCACCAGAGAAACUGAAACACUUUCGUAUCUAUCGAGAUGUUAUCGUAGGAAGUGCUGAUGAGUUCGUUGAGAUUAUCGAUUCCACUCGACGCGUUCGACUCAAAAAGGUUUCAUCUUUCCGCCACUAGACCUUUCAUCAUCAGUUCUCCGAUCAGUGUCGGUAAAAUCCGAGUCGCUCGUCUCGAUACCGAAGCAAACGAGGCUGAGAAUGCCACUAAUUCUCAUUCUUCCAUCGAUGUAGAUUCCGUAACUGAAUCUAACGGUGGGAGAAGCUCUAAAUUGAGAGGUGCUUAUUAUAAGAGAGGGAUAAAGAAAGAUGUAGCUCGAAAGGAAGAAAGCAAUGACCUUGACCUUGACCUUGACCUUGAGGAGGGUUUGUUUGUGAACAACGAUGUCAACUAUUCCGCUAUUAAGCCAGGUCUGAGUUUAGACCAUUACAAUGCUAUACUGAAACGUCUCGAGAGCUCUUGCGGUGACACUAACGCCCUCAAGUUCUUUGACUGGAUGAGAUGCAAACGCAAGUUAGAAGGUAACAUUAAAGCUUACAGUUUGAUUCUCAGAGUUUUAGCGAGGAGAGAAGAAUGGGAACGAGCCGAGGAACUCAUCAGAGAGCUGUGUGGAUCUCAGGGCUUGCAGAAGAAGAGUUUCCAAGUCUUCAACACCGUUAUAUACGCUUGUUCUAAAAAGGGGAAUGUGGAGUUGAGUUCAAAGUGGUUUCAGAUGAUGCUGGAGUUAGGUGUUAGACCAAACGUGGCUACGAUAGGCAUGCUCAUGGGUCUUUACCAGAAGAACUGGAGCGUUGACGAAGCGGAGUUCGUGUUUUCUCAUAUGAGGAAGCUUGGGAUCGUGUGUGAGUCUGCUUACUCCGCGAUGAUAACGAUCUACACUCGUUUGAGACUAUACGGUAAAGCAGAGGAAGUUAUAGGCUUGAUGAAAGAGGAUAGAGUGAGGCUGAAUCUUGAGAAUUGGUUGGUGUUGGUCAAUGCUUAUAGUCAGCAAGGGAAGAUGGAGCAAGCUGAGUCUGUGUUGAUCUCUAUGGAAGCAUCAGCAGGUUUCGCUCCGAAUAUCAUUGCGUACAAUACUCUAAUCACUGGUUACGGUAAGGUUUCUAAGAUGGAGGCUGCGCAGAGUUUGUUCCACCGCUUCUAUGAUCUUGGUCUGAAACCAGAUGAGACAACUUACAGGUCAAUGAUCGAAGGUUGGGGCCGUGCUGGCAGUUAUGAACAAGCGAAAUGUUACUACCAAGAGCUGAAGAGGUUGGGAUAUAAACCUAACUCGUCAAACCUCUUUACUUUAAUCAAUCUGCAGGCUAAGUAUGGAGAGAACGAAGGUGCCAUCAAGACUAUUGAAGAUAUGGUGAAUGUCGGAUGCCAAUAUCCUUCGAUCCUUGGCAUCGUUCUGCAGGCUUAUGAGAAGGUUGGGAAGAUUGAUGCAGUGCCUUACGUUCUCAAAGGCUCUUUUCACAACCAUAUCCGUUUGAACCAGACGUCUUUCUCGAUUCUAGUGAUGGCUUACAUCAAACACGGUAUGGUUGAUGAGUGCUUGGCCUUGCUGCGAGAGAAGAAAUGGAGAGACGCAGCGUUUGAGUCCCACUUGUAUCAUCUGCUGAUAUGCUCUUGCAAAGAGUCUGGUCGGGUCAAUGAUGCUGUGAAGAUAUACAACCAUACAAUGGAAUCUAACGACGAAAUAAGUCUUCAUAUUACGUCUACGAUGAUUGACAUUUACACUAUGAUGGGUGAGUUUGGUGAAGGUGAGAAGCUUUAUUCAAAGUUGAAAUCUUCUGGAGUUGUGUUGGACAGGAUUGGAUACAGCAUUGUGGUGCGGAUGUACAUGAGAGCCGGAGCUUUGAAAGAGGCGUGUUCUGUUCUAGAGAUCAUGGAUGAGCAGAAAGACAUUGUUCCUGACGUGUUCAUGUUCCGAGAUAUGCUUCGGUUAUAUCAGAAGCGUGGUCUUCAUGACAAGCUCCAGGAGUUGUACUACAGGAUCCGAAAGAGUGGGAUCCAUUGGGAUCAGGAGAUGUACAACUGCGUUAUAAACUGCUGUGCGCGUGCUCUACCGCUUGAUGAACUCUCGAGAACUUUCGAGGAGAUGAUUCGGUGUGGGUUUACUCCUAACACAGUCACGUUCAAUGUCCUCCUUGAUGUUUACGGCAAAGCCAAGCUCUUCAAAAAGGUCAAUGAGGUUUUCUUGCUGGCCAAAAGACACGGAGUUGUGGAUGUGAUAUCUUACAACACCGUUAUAGCCGCAUAUGGACAGAACAGGGACUUCGAAAACAUGUCGACAGCGAUUAGGAACAUGCAGUUCGACGGGUUUUCUGUGUCUCUCGAAGCUUAUAACUCAAUGCUGGAUGCGUAUGGGAAAGACAAACAGAUGGAGAAGUUCAGAAGCAUCUUGAAGAGAAUGAAGAAGUCGUCUACUUGCGAGACGGAUCGUUACACGUAUAACAUCAUGAUCAACAUUUACGGAGAGCAAGGCUGGAUCGAUGAAGUGACGGAUGUGCUGAGAGAGCUGAAAGAAUCUGGACUUGGUCCUGACCUGUGUAGCUACAACACGCUGAUAAAGGCGUAUGGUAUAGGUGGGAUGGUUGAAGAAGCUGUUGGGUUGGUGAAAGAGAUGAGGUUAAGAGGGAUAACGCCUGAUAAAGUUACCUACACCAAUCUGGUCACUGCUUUGCGCAGGAACGAUGAGUUUCUUGAGGCUAUUAAAUGGUCCUUGUGGAUGAAGCAAAUGGGUAUAUAGACAAAACAGAGUUUUCCAUACACAUAGCUGGUUCUGUUUUUUUCUUUUUCUUUUUUCAAUGUUUGUCUAUAGUUGCUGCUUCUUAUGAGGGCGUGCAUGUACAAUCUGAUCAGUGAUUAAUAGUCAAUGAAUAAGUCUUAUUCUUAGUA